AUGUUUGCACAAGAUAAUUUGACUUUUGUCAGGAAGCAAAAGUUUAGUAUUCACAGAGCUAGUUCAGCAAUCACGAUAUUUAACAAUGCACAUGCAUUUGUUCGUGAUUCGAUUAGUUUUCAUAACCCAAUCUCACCAGAACUUGCCAAUAAGAAGUACCCAACAUGCAUUUCAGAACAAGACAAAUUAAACAUUUUAAAUUAUAAAGAAAUAUACUAUCUUCACAACAAUUCCAAUACAAACGAAAUUAUUGAAGACAAUGGUUAUAUUUUCUUUAACUUUAAUAAAGCAAAUCAUAUUGUCUUUCGUUAUGAACAGAUAGAACUCUGCGGAAGAGGCUCUUUCGGCACAGUAUUAAAAUGUUUUGAUCACAAAGAGAAAACUUAUGUUGCCAUCAAAAUCAUUGCUAACUCCGAGGAAUAUAACUCACUAGCUGAGCGAGAAGUCCGUUUUUUGGAGACAUUAUCUACCAACAAAGAGACACAAUCGGAAACCCACAUAAUCGAAUUAAUAGAUACAUUCUCUGACUCCAAAUUUACAUAUAUAGUCACAAAAUUCUACAAACAGAACUUAUACGAUUAUAUCAAAUCGAAAUUUGUUGCUGGAAUUCCAUUCCGCGACAUCAGACACAUAGCUAAAUCUGUUGCUAAAGCAAUGCAACUCAUCCACAGCUGUGGAAUUAUCCAUUCCGACUUAAAACCAGAAAAUAUUAUGCUUGAAGGCACAAACCCAUAUAUUAUUGACUUUGGCUGCUCAUCUUUUGAUGAUGAGUGCACAUCCGAUACAGUUCAAGGCUUAUACUAUAGAGCUCCUGAAGUAAUUUUCAACAAUGGCUACAACUCUUCCAUUGAUGUUUGGUCAUUCGGAUGCCUCCUAUUCGAAUUGAUCACAGGAACACCAUUGUUCGAAAGCAAGAACGAAACAGACCUUAUCCGCCAAAUUACAAAAGUUCUUGGCGAUCCAUCACAAGAAUUAAUUAAUUCCUCAAAAAAGAUGAAGAGAUACUGGUUCAGAAAACAGAUCCAUGUUGAUAAUGACGAAUCCCAAAAGAAUUCUUUUCUUGGAGAAUUUCUUGGAAAUACAAACACUGAAAUCAUUAGUGUUAUCAGUGCUUGCCUUAAAUGGGAUCCUAAUGAAAGACCAACAUUCAAUGAGCUCCUUGAAUAUCCAUUCUUUAAUUGA
Messenger RNA from Trichomonas vaginalis G3, 1182 nucleotides. Its product is annotated as protein kinase protein. The coding region runs from base 1 to 1182 and encodes 393 amino acids. The record is from RefSeq and is a predicted model, not a curated record. The transcript has a single exon. Gene Ontology annotation, molecular function: ATP binding; protein serine/threonine kinase activity. Lineage: Eukaryota; Parabasalia; Trichomonadida; Trichomonadidae. Gene Ontology annotation, biological process: peptidyl-threonine phosphorylation; peptidyl-serine phosphorylation.